AUGGGGCCACUCCGCUCCGUUCACGGACAGGUCAAGGCACUUUUUGCUCGAGCCUUGCUUGACGCCUUUCCAUCUAUACAACAAGAUGCAGCGGUCGUGAAGGGAAAUCCGAAGUAUGGCGACUACCAGUGCAACAAUGCAAUGACAAUCUUCAAGGAGCACGGCACAGGCCUGGGAUUCCAGACACCCUUGCAGGUUGCAGAAGCCAUCAGGGGAUCUCUGCCGGCUAAUGACAUCAUCGGCGAGAUCACUGUUGCACCACAAGGAUUUGUCACAGUCAAAGUAAGGGAGGAAUGGAUUUGCAAGGAGGUGGGUCAAAUAGUGCUGGGAGAAGUUGAGUAUAGAGAUUUGCCCCGAAAGAGGGUUGUAGUGGAUUAUUCGUCUCCGAAUAUCGCCAAAGAAAUGCACGUUGGCCACUUGAGGUCGACAAUCAUCGGUGAAUCGAUCCGCCGGGUUCUCGAGUUUUGUGGUCACGAAGUCCACGGCCUCAACCAUGUCGGCGACUGGGGCACUCAGUUUGGCAUGCUCAUCGAAUAUAUGAAGGAAGCAUAUCCCAACUUCCAGGAGCAGCUUCCAGAAGUGCAUGACCUUCAGGAAUUUUACAAGGCCUCAAAGAAAAGGUUUGACGAAGAUGCGGAGUUCAAGUCUCGCGCACAGCUUGCAGUUGUUGAUUUACAAGCUGGUGGGGAGUUUGCGAGAUCAGCCUGGCAGAAGAUCUGCGAAGUCAGCAGAGUGGCCUUCAACAGGAUAUAUAGCAGGCUCGACAUCUCCAUCGAGGAGCGAGGCGAAUCCUUUUACAACUCCUUGAUCCCGCCACUCGUUGAGGAGCUCAAGGUACGGAAAAUCUGCACGGAGAGCGAAGGGGCGAUGUGCAUUUUUACACCCAAUGUCUCCACGAUCCCGCUUAUGGCUGUCAAAUCUGACGGGGGUUUUGGUUACGACUCGACAGAUCUGGCGGCCGUCUACCAUCGACUUUUUGUCAUGAGGGCCGACUGGGUCAUUUACGUAACAGAUCUUGGGCAAGAGCAGCAUUUUCACAUGAUUUUCGAUGCAGCCAAACAGGCAGGAUGGCACACUCCGCCACUGACGCGUUGCGAUCACAUGGGUUUCGGUGUGAUCCAGGGUGAGGACAAGAAGAAGUUCAAGACAAGGUCUGGCGAAACUGUGAAACUCAGUGAUUUAUUGGAUGAGGCUGUGCAGCGUGCCCUCCAGGAGAUUCAGCAAAGGGUCCAGGAUCAGAGCAAGGAUGGCGGUGAAGCUUUCCUUACGAGCCCAAAGGAACAGCAAGAAGCUGCCGAAAAAAUCGGAAUGGCUGCCGUCCGCUAUUUUGACAUGAAGCAGAACCGGACCACUAACUAUGUCUUCAACUGGGAUCGCAUGCUCGAUGCCAAGGGCAAUUCAGCAGUUUUCCUCUUCUAUGCCUAUGCGAGGAUUCUGUCCAUCCAGCGCAAGUCUGGCAUUGAGAUGUCCAGCAUCCCUGAAACAUGUCUCGAGGUGAAGCAUGCGUCGGAGAGGGAUCUUGCGCUGAAGCUUCUUCAGUUUCCCGAAGUGAUUGAGGCCAUUCUGGCAGACCUACAUCUGCAUCACCUGACAGAUUAUUUGUGGGAGUUGUGCAACACUCUUACGGCCUUCUACAUGAAGUGCAAGGUCUUGGGAGAGGCAGCGCAGUCCAGCCGGCUGCUUCUGUGCGAGGCUACUCGAAAGGUUCUCCUGAAAAGCUUCCAGCUUCUGGGAUUCACGCCGCUGGACAGGAUUCCGGCCUCCGAUCACAAUACCAUUGGUGCUGUUGCUGCGGUCGACAAACCCAGGUACGUCGUAGCUUACGCGCGUUUGCAGGUGUGUGUGCGUGUCAACAGCAGCCAUGAGCUCUGCCAUGCUCGCCGGACAGCUUCCUGUGGUCGUGGGGCGGCAUCCUGUUUGCAGCGCUCCUUGCUGCAAAUGGCGCGCUCAGUCCGAGAAAUCCUCGUGUGGAAUCCAGCUGAUGAGUUGCUUUCGCCAGCAUGCGAGGGUUUGCUAAACGAAGCGCGGUCGGUCCACCUACGCCUUCAAGAAGCAUUGGAUCGGGGACAGCCGAUAAAAACGGCUUUGGCUUCCCUGGCCUGCAACAUGGGAGCAGACAGUGAGGACGAGGAGUUGGCAGAGUUGCGCAUGUUCGUAUCUGAUGUGAUAGCAAUUGCCAAAGCAGCAAAAGCUCCACAUCCAACAGCAAGACGCAAAGCUGGGCACAAAAUGAGGGUCCAAGCAUCAUUCGCCAGUGAGGAUUCCCAUCCGUCCCUUGUCAGUCCCCUGAGUGGUGUCGAGAACACCAAGGCAGUUCCGAGCAAGACGGAACAUCAUUGCCAGCCUCCAGCACUGCCUCGGCUGACGAGCGUCGAUCACAGCAGUCGUUCGACAGCCAUCACGGAAGCAAAGGCUCAAGAUGCGGAAGAGCAUCCAAGCGACUCAGAUCACAUCCCCUUGCAUAGGCAUUUACAGCUUUCCUUACGGCGGCAUCUCAGACAGAAGGCACCUGGGCGAGCACUCCGAGGCAAGGAUUCGGCCGAAAAGGUCACAGCCAAUGAAAGUGCCAAGGCCAAGGACCGGGAGGAACGACAUGAGAACGAAGCAGAUUGUAUGCAUUUCAUGCAAUGCAACGAGACCGUCACUGUUGCGAACCAGGCAAAUGCCUGGAGUACCCUCCGUAGCCAGGGAGAGCACAGCGAUGUGCUUGCCGGCCGGCUCGAGACACGGACUAGAGAGACGAGUGGCGACGAGCAGAG
Messenger RNA from Symbiodinium sp. CCMP2456, 2759 nucleotides. The record is from the annotation of a GenBank genome assembly. Lineage: Eukaryota; Dinophyceae; Suessiales; Symbiodiniaceae.